This is a messenger RNA of Osmia bicornis bicornis, 6879 nucleotides long. RefSeq lists its product as uncharacterized. The transcript has 3 exons. Gene Ontology annotation, molecular function: fibroblast growth factor receptor binding; growth factor activity. Gene Ontology annotation, biological process: regulation of cell migration; animal organ morphogenesis; cell differentiation. Gene Ontology annotation, cellular component: cytoplasm. NCBI's taxonomy places the organism in Eukaryota, Metazoa, Arthropoda, Insecta, Hymenoptera, Megachilidae. The record is from RefSeq and is a predicted model, not a curated record. Bases 2369 to 5194 code for a protein of 941 amino acids.
GAUAAGGGGAGUAGCGCGAAAGAAGAGAGGGAGAAGAAGAGGCGCGUGGUGGCCGUGGUGGCGAGGUAGCGGACGAGAGCGAGCGAGCAUCCAGAUCUGUCGCGUGCUGCGUCGCUCUGGGAUGGGACGGAAUCGGGACGACACGGUACGAAGCGGAACGGGACGAGACGAGACGAAACAGGACGAAACGGGACGACGGCUACUACUACAACUACGACGACGGGAUGGGAUGGAUGCUGUGGAUCCGUGUGAGUAGCGAGUCGAGUCGAUCCCCGCGCGCUGGUAUUGGUUUCACUCUCGGCUGCUGCCGGCCCGUGUGCUCACAAGCACACUCGAUCUCUCUACGAGAGCGAACCGAGGAGCGUGCCCGAACCGAGCCGGAGAAGAGAACCGCGGCACUCGUUCAGUAGUUUCUCGGACGCCGCACCGGCACCAUCCGACCUACCAGAUAACCCCGGACUUGCCGGACUACCCCCGACCUCCUAAUAAUACCGACAUACGGGACGAUCGCGACGUUGGAUCGUUCGUUUCGAGGAAUCAAGCACGUCCUAAGAUAGGAUCGUUGACCGUUCGCCGAAUCUGCCAGCAUCACUGCGGUGACAUCGUGGUUUUGUCGUGGUCAACGUGUUGGAUCUAGAAGUCGAUCGGUGCGGUGGGCAAAAAAAGAUCGGUCCUACUCCGAAACGAUCGUCAUCGCCACGAGGGAUUACUCUCGUGUUCGUCUUCGCCUCGUGCGUGCGUCCGUGCGUGCGUGCGUGCAUGCGUGCGUGCGUGCGUGCGUGCGUGCCUGCCUGCCUGCCUGCCUGCCUACCUGCCUGCCUGCUGCGUGUCUGCGUGCUUGUAUAUUCGUCGAUCAUCUUUUUCUCGGUUUGGCCGGUCAACCGAUACCACGCUCUUUACCGGUCGAGUGUCACACGGAGGUCAUUAGCUGUUUACUUUUUUCUCUCUCUCUUUCUCUCUCGGUAACGUAUCACAGUACGUGUGUCGGUUGUUUAUUAGCAAGCCGCGUUGGAAGCAUCACCCUGUACGAGUUAACCAGGUGUUUUUGCCCCGGUGACGAACGUGUCGGUGGAGCACACUAGCCGUGUUCGUUAACCAUCCCGAGUCGAAUCAGCUUUCAUAGUAAACGCGUUGCUUUCGUUCGAUCAGUGGUGAGAAGUGGUGGUAGUGUUUGCCCGCGAAUAUUUCGCGAAACAACUUUGCCGCGUGAUUCACGACCCUUCGCGACUCCGGAAGGAUACGCUCUCCCACGAGUGGUCAACGAAGAGGGCAAGGGCAAAGAAGUCGGUGAAAGAAGCAAUACACUGUGAUAUAGACAAGGACAGAAGUGAGGAGGUGGUGGUGUUGCUGGAAGAGAGGGGGAGAGAGAGAGAGAAACCCGUUAAGGCGGUACGAGUAACGUGUCGGUGGAGGUUCUUGCGAUUGAUAGAGAAACUAAGAGGAGAGGGACAGAGCGAGGUCGACGAAGGUAAUCGGUAGCAUCAAGCUGCGUGCCUCGACAAAACCGAUUAAAGACAAGCGAGCAACGAUCCUUUCGUCUCCUUUGUCGCUAAUUCCCUGUCGUUGGCUUUUCGUUCAGUAAUCGUCUCGUCGACCGAUCUUCACCCAGGAUCAUUCGCAGUGUAACGAGUACCCUCGGCGAUAUCGGCUACAGGAAACCAAGACGAUCCAGUCGCUCGUUUGUAUUCAGAAUCCAUCACACGACGCCUCGAUGCUACCUCGUAAACCUAUUCCGUGGUUUCCCAUCUUUGCGAACAAGCCAUUCUGACUGGCGUGAUCUGGUUCGCGCUGACGAGACAUCGCCACUGUCAUCGUCAUCGUCAUCGUCGAUUGACCGUUGUCAAUCGAUCGUGCUAGCCGAAGGAGAAACCGCUGCCACGGCGGUCCGCAAUAAUGCGAGAUUAUCGAAAACGGGGUACAUGGACGGUAACAGCAGACCAACUGCUGCAUCCUCACUGUUCAACGAGAAUUUUCCCACAGGGCCUCCUGUGUUCGAGGCGAAAGUAACCGAGGAUGAGGUGGACUUACAUUGUGAAACUGUAUUAUUACCAUUCGUGUGAUUACCUGUACGACGAAUCGAAUUGUGUACCGUGGCUUUGAUUUUCAGCAGUCAGACCGCUCGAUACGACAACGAGGAGCAACAGUGAAACAACGGAAAUUGUACGACACGAAAGGGAAUAUAAUAAAAUAACGAAGAACAGAAGAAGAAGAAGAAGAAGAAGAAGAAGCAGUAGACAUAAUCAGCGAGAAGAAAGAAGAAUAAAAAAGAGAAAGUGAACAGAAAGAUAGAAAGAUAAAAGGAAAGGGAGAAGUGUGGUGUGUAGAUAAGAAGGAGGAGGGCUUGGAAAGGAGUGUGGAUGAGACCGUCAUGCCCGCUGAGAUCGACACGGGCGGGCCAACGGUGCUGCACUGUGAUUACCGUGCCGUCUGCCCGAUACCGAUCCUAACCUCAGCAAUCACCGAGUCUUCUUCCUUGUACCGCGAAAAUAGAGUUGUUCGGACGAGUAUCGUACGACGAUUUCCGCGGACGAAUCGCGACGAGAAGGACGAAUCGUUGGAUGACACUGGUUUGAAGUCUCGUUGUUGGUCCGGUUUCUCCUUUCGCCGGACUGGAGCCGCGUCCGCGCGUUCCGUAUUAAGAGGACUCCGUCGAAACAAGCCACACAUCUCGUUUAACGUUCCUACGGAGGCUAUCGAUGUGUCCUCACGGACGGCUGAUGAUCGGCAGGAUUGCCAGCACGAGGAUACUUGUGGUCCGGAACAACCGGAAUCGCGACUUCGCGACACCAUCGACCAGUUCGACGAAAACAGGACGAUAAGGCAGACGCGAUCGAGACGAGAGGAGUGUUCGCUCGAGCAUGAGAGGACGAUCAGCCGUAGAUUUCAAGCAAGGAUUCAGCUCGCUUCGAAGACAGGCCAUGAAAAGGAGAAAACAAGCCAUGAUUGCCACGGUGUACAAGGAUGGUGCUCUAAACGCGACUUGUCGGCAACUGGAAACUGGACGGAGUUUCGAGUCGCAAACCAAACAGGAAUAGGGAAAGCACGGUUCUCUAGUCAGUCGAACGACCCUUCGAGAUCGAAUCGGACGUAUGAGAAGGUGGUAACCACCAACGCGACAAGUACGCUUCCGUCCUUGACCGAUGAAACGUGGAAGGAAGUGGACGCGACAAAUUCCUGGCGAUGCGAGUCGCGCGCCACCAAGGUCGAGUUGACGGUCGAUCGGCAGACCGACUUUCCUUCCCUCGACCACGAGUCCUCUUCGAGGAGUGGCCAUACUAGAACAAGAAAGAAGAGGCGCGAGUGUCGUAACAACCGUUUCACGUACUUUCAGUUAGCCUUACUCUUCUUCCUGCUCGCGUUCGGACAGUGCGGACUCCGUAAAUCGAGUGUGUUCAACUGCAGUGCGAAAUCAAGUGCCACCGGUUUGAGUGUGUUGGCGAUUGGCACGGUUAUCAGUGCAGUGAGUGCCGCACCGGUUGAUUUAAUGGCUGAUGCUGGGGUAAGGGCAGAACGAUCGGCCAAUUUGUCCCACAUCACUGGCGCUUCCAGGAAGAUCCAGAUGUACAUCAAAAAUCGGCAUUUGCAAAUCCUGCCGGAUGGCACGGUCAACGGCUCUAACGACGACACAUCGGAUUACACAAUAUUUCAACGAAUGUCUGUGUCUAGAGGUCAACUGAGGAUUCAAGGGGUUGCGACCUGCCUGUACCUGUGCAUGGAUUCCUGUGGUCUUCUAUACGGCUCGCGAGAGUACACAGACGAUUGCGUGUUCAACGAGACCCUCGAGCAGCACAACUAUAACACCUACAGUUCGGCAAAAUGGUCCACGGCGAAGAAGACCCUGUAUCUCGGGCUGAACCGGCGUGGACAGCCGAGGAGGGUACAGGCGAAAGGUCACAACCUAGGCAGACUGUCCGCCUACGCGCGAGUAUUAACUCAGGUCGCUCCAUCGGAGCGGGUGGAGGCGCUUCAAAGGCGGAUGUUGGGAGCUCAGCACAACGUUCGUCAUCGGCACAACGUGCAUCGCGGCGACUUGAUCCAACAAUCGCUCUGCCCCACUCUUCCGGUACAGGAAAAGGACGGCAGGGACAAGUUCAGGUGUCGCAAACGUAAGAAGAGGAAGAAGAGGAAGCGACGAUGCAGACCGGGCGAGAAACCGGGUCCUCAGUGUCAAAUCGUAGAGGAGAAGGGUGAAGGGAGCGCGGUACAUCCGGUUAGAAGCGAGGCUUUCCCUUCGAACGGAACUUCCCUGGAGUCAAAGAGGUCCUGCGAAGGGGCUGCGAGCGAGGAGGCAUGUCGAAGAGAGGCGCUCUCGGUUCCGUCUAAGAAACGGAAGCUGCGGGUCCAAGAGGCGGCCGAGGUGGUGGCAACUGUCGGCAGGAAUGUCACCGGCAACAGCAACGGUAAGAGCAAAGCACCAGCGUCAAACGCAAAAAAAGUACACGCCGCUGGCAGCAUGAGUCAAAGUAAAAAGCCUAAUUUGACGGACGGGAAGAAGAAAAAGAAGAAGGGGCCAGCAGCGAGGAGGAACGGAGCGGUGCCUCUGCCCCGGAAAAGGUUCACGCCUGGGAGCAGAACGGACAACACGUCUGCGGUGCCCACGGCAACUCCCGUACCGAUCUUCGCAACGUCCUUCUCCUCUUGGUGGUCUCCUGGUGUGUCAACCGCCCCUUCAGAGAGAGGAGUCUCGCCUAGGCGCAGAGGCAAGCAGGCUUCCUCGCGGAAAAACCAGUCUUCCGGCAAUCCACGUCGGGUAGGGAAAGCUUUCGGGAAAAAUCGUGCCAAGACGAUCGACCGUGCCGUGAAUACAUACGAGACCACCGUUAAUCCCGACCAAUCGGUGACCGUGAAAGUUCCUCAGACCGUUUCCGAUCGAUCUAUUCGAAAUUCUUCGAGUCUAUCCCCCGACGACGUCGCGGACGAUGUCCCGAGAUCUGAAUCCUCGUUGUCUGAAUCCUUGUUUAUCGACGAAGACGCGUCUUCGACAUUUUCGAACGAACACGUGACUGCCGUAAUGGAUUCGACCACCUCGAUCGAGGCCACCGGAACGUCCAGCACGUUCGGGUUGCUCGAGGAGGAGAACAAAUCGGUCGAAGAAGUAGCGGACAGCACAGACGAAAGCGACAGGUUCGACACGCCGGAAAUUAUUCAGUCGACCACCACCCCUGGCAUACCGUUCGAGAGGUUAGCUAUGUAAGCCGAAUUACCAGUUCGAAUUCGGUUAAACUCGAUAGUGUCCACUGGGAUGGAUUUAUUUGUAAACUUACGUGUACAUAGUAAUCAUGAUACGAUACGAUUUACAACAUACUCCACAUUCAUGUAUGACGAUUGCGUGCGCAUGAAGUGUUCCGCGCGUCAAACUCUCGGUGUUUCGAUCCGCCGCGGUGCGGCGCGCCGGUGGCUCUUAAUCGAAAGAAAACAGAAUUCACUUGAUAUAUUCUUGGAAUUCUUGCUUUAUUUUGUGCUUUCGAGGUGUCUUAUCCAUUAAGAUUAUUGCAACCAAUGGGAAGUAAACCAAUCUUAAGUUUGCAUGCAACACGAGGAUCCUUUUUGCGAAUAGUUUGCUAAAUUUACAAGAAUUUAAUUACAUUCAUUUGUUAAUUUUUUAUUAGCUAGGCCAUCUCAUACACGCGUAACGAAUACAAGGUACCCUGAACAAAAUGCGCAAAAUAAUUAUCUUAGAAUUAAGCAACGCUAGAUGCUCGUCGCUUCUAAUAAAGGUAGAGAUAACCUAACAGAAAAAUAAAAGAUUACGUAUACGUCAGUGCAUGCGGUAGACACCUCAAAUCAUGCAUGUUCAGCCUAAUUAAUUUCAUCGAGUUCGACUCGCUUCGAUUUCGAGCCACAUUUGCGAUAAUUGCCGCAAAGCAGGCGUGCUCACUAGUGUCGACGGAAAGAGAUUGGAACGUGAAAUGAACCGUGUACGUUUCAUGGUACGUCACGAAGGAGCGUGUCGGCCGAGACGGCUUGUCCGCUCGGUCUUUCCUCGUUAUUUCGAAAAGACGUAAUUACCAAUGGGAAGAGACGGGUCUUAUCAAACGACGGGUCCGUUGUAACGAGCAGAAAACUCGGCUCUUAAUCCGUAAAAACGAUUCGCUGUCGCGUAUAGAAUAGCACCGCGUUCCGGAUCGUUCGCGAAUGGACUAAUUACGCGAACGGCCUCGCGAGCGCAGCUGAUUCAAACCGAACUGUUUUCAUUAAAUGCCUGACUCGUUGGUAUUCCUUUACACCGUGUCCAAUGAAGAUGUUUUCGCUUAUGCCGUGUGGAAAUUAAUGUAUUCGUUCACCAUCAACCCUUCCGUUUUCUAAUAAGCCGAAAUUCGCCUUGAUUAGACCGCGAUCAAUUAAAACUGCUCGCUACAACGAGACGCCUUGCACGACGUUAAGUUAAGACCGUCUUUUUAAAUUCACUUUCUUAAAAAUUUUCAACUUUGUUGUUCGGCGGACGAAGAACACCUUGUACAUUAUCUGCGAUACGUAGUUAUAAUUAACACGGCCCGCGAUUCGCGGUAAGAGAAGUAAUGAUAGUAUUUGAACGGAAGCGAGGAGCACGGGAAACGAGACAAUGUGCGAUGUCGAACGAAGAUGACUAAGGCUGGGACUAACGUUCGACGAACAACACCGAGAGAGACACCAUGGAGAACAGACUGUCAAGGUAAUAGCAGGGUAAUCGAGGGAAUUAAGGAGACGAUGAUUAGGUCGGCAUACGGUCGUCACAAGAGGCCAAUCAUAUACGCCAGAUAACUAUGAACGUUAUUUACGAUUUCGCGGUGAUUUUCCCUAGGGAGAUUACAAGCGUCGCGUGUGUUCCUUUCCUUAUUUCUUUUUAUAGGCUAAACGCAUCGAAAGUUUGGGUAUUCAGGAUUUUCAGAUAGCGAUGUA